AAAGUAGGAGAUUGCCGACCAGACAGCGGCGGCGACUGACUGGCAUUGCCAACCAACGCGACAUCGCUCCACAGUCGCGCUUGUGAUCCCAUCGUCUACGACGACGACGACGACGACGCGCUAGCAGCAGUAGCAGCAGUCGCAUUUUGCACGUCCAACCCCCCCAGGGGCACGCGAGCCAGGAUCCAUCUUCCCUUCUCUCACCCACGUCCCCAGUGCACCACACCAUGAGCGGCAACAACACCUCGCAGACGCUGUACGCCUGCUCGAGAUGCUUCUCCCGACAUCCCUUCGAGGAACUGUCCUCGGGACAGCAGCUCUGCAAGGAAUGCAGAGGUACCUUCCCUGUUGUCAAAUGCACAUACUGUCGAUCAGAAUUUCAACAGACUAUGAAAGGAAAUACAAGCACGAUUUGUAAGAAAUGCGAGCAGAAUGUUAAGGCAUAUGGUAAACCAUCAGCGUGCGAAUAUUGUAAUACUAUAGCUGCAUUUAUUGGAAGCAAAUGUCAAAGAUGUACAAAUUCUGAAAAGCGAUAUGGACGACCCGUCACUUGUGAACAAUGUAAACAAAAAUGUGCCUUUGACAGACAUGAUGAAGAUAAAAAGGUUGAUGGUAAAUUACUCUGUUGGCUGUGUACAUUAUCUUAUAAACGAGCUUUGGCACGAACCAAGCAAACUGAAUCGGAAAGAAAAGCACAUAUGAAAAUGGUACAACAAAGAGCUGCUAAGCACAAAGAACAAAAACUAAAAGGUCAUAAUAAAAGGCCUCACAGAGUAGAUGUUACAAAACUUCCACCACUUUCUGAUACAACUGAUAAUAAUGGUCCUACACCUAUUAAAGCUGCAAGAAUGGCUGGUGUACACGAUCCACAUGACCCUAACAUUUCAGACCAUGUAGUUGCUGUGACAUCUUUGAAAGAAAAAAUUGCCAACUUACAAAAACAGAUCAGUCAAAAAGAUGGACAAUUAUUAGCCAAAGAGAAACAGAUAACGGAAUUGAAAGCUCACAAUUUUACGGCAGAAACUGAGCUUAGAAAUAGAAUGAAAACUUCAGAGAAAGAAUAUGAAAAUAAAAUUUCUAACAUGCAAUCAAAAAUUACUAAUUUGUUGAAAGAAGUGGCAACUUUAUCAAAAAGUACAAAAAGAGAAAGAUUAUCUCUUAAUAAAAGUGAUAGAGCUGACAGAGGUGAUAAAAAUGAUAGAGGUGAUAGAGGUGGUGAUAAAAGUGAUGUGAAGAGUGAAACUGGGACCAACAGUGAGAGUGGUACAGAUAGCCCUGUGCCCUAGUAAGGUGUAAAAUGUUAAUUUCUGCUUUUGAGCUGCAGUGUGGAAAAAUAACUCACAUAACUUUCAGGCUGUACAAAACAGUUUUGACUUUCCAAGAAAAUAUUAAAAACUCAUUUACAGUUUGCAGUGGUCAAAGUUAUAUUUUAUCAUUUUUCAACUAUAAGUAAAUAAAUAUUAUUUUUCUAAUCAUUAUUUUCAUAUGCAAAUUAUUCCUUUUAAAAAUCAUUUUUAGAAACAUUGUAAUUUAUCUAAUAACGUCUAACAGAUGCAUAGAUAACUCUGUAAUUAUUUCACUAGCAGAAAAUUGUAGCAUUCUCUUUUAACUUUUUUUCAUGUUUAAUAUAAUAAUUAAUUAUAUUAUUAUUAUUACUAUCAUUAUCAUUAUUAUAAUUACAAUUAGUAGUACUAUUUCUAUUAUUACUAAAAUAAAAUUCUGUAUCUUCUUAGAUAGACCAAGUAUCAACUCUUGUACAUUGAACAUUUUAACUUAACAAUGAACUAUAUGAAAUGCAUGAAAAUGUUGAGUUUAAUCGAAGCAAUUACAAUUGCUCAUGGACUUAGUGAAAACAUUUCUAGCAUGGUGAUGGUGCUUCAAAAUGUUCAUGAAGUAAUAUCUUGUGUGCGUAUUCUUUGACAAUGAUUUCGCAAUGAAAAGUUGAAAGGCCACUACUAACAAUUCAAUGAAGAAGCUAGAGAUGUCUUUCCACAGGUUUAAUAAAAAUAUAACGAUAAAUAUUGUGAAUAUUUGUCAAUGAUCAGAUAGUUUAAUUUAAUAAUGGUGAACACUGCAUCGAUAGAUUAUCUUGUAGAAUUUUGUGUAUACUGCGAGUAAAGAGCGGCUGUUGAUCCUAUUUUAUUACUCCUAAUGAUUAAGCAUAAAAUUCAUGUAUGUCAAUGGCCAGUGGCCAAUUCACUUUGGUGAAUAAUUGUAGAAAAAUUGCAAUAAAUAUGUGAAAAGAAA
This is a messenger RNA of Trichogramma pretiosum, 2247 nucleotides long. RefSeq names its product protein FAM76A. The transcript is spliced from 6 exons. Bases 228 to 1286 code for a protein of 352 amino acids. The record is from RefSeq and is a predicted model, not a curated record. Lineage: Eukaryota; Metazoa; Arthropoda; Insecta; Hymenoptera; Trichogrammatidae.